AUGGCUUUAAUAGAUCACAUACAUACAGUGAUAGAUAGUGUGAAGCGCUAUAUUGUUUGUCUUCAAAACAAGAGAUGUAGUUGUGAACAAUUCCAGCUUUAUGAACUUCUCUGUGCACAUGAUUUGGCGGCUUUAAGGCAUAGGAAUGAGUCUUAUGAAAACUAUUGUUCUCCUUAUUACACGAAGGACAACCUCUUACAUACUUAUGAAAUACCAGUAGACAUGUUGCCUGAUGAAAGUAAAUGGAAGGUACCACAACAUAUAGCUGAAGAAGUUAUAAUGCCACCUACCGGGAAAAGACAGGCAGGAAGACCUCAAAAACAAAGAUACAAACUAUAUGAUGAAGUAAAUGCAAAGAAGUACAAGGUUUCAUGUGGCAACUGCGGACUAGAAGGGCAUAACAAAAGAUCUUGUAAGAAUGCUCCCAAGAGAAAAUAA
This is a messenger RNA of Nicotiana tabacum (common tobacco), 438 nucleotides long. RefSeq lists its product as uncharacterized. Gene Ontology annotation, molecular function: zinc ion binding; nucleic acid binding. Lineage: Eukaryota; Viridiplantae; Streptophyta; Magnoliopsida; Solanales; Solanaceae. The record is from RefSeq and is a predicted model, not a curated record.